This is a messenger RNA of Ceraceosorus bombacis, 1413 nucleotides long. The record is from the annotation of a GenBank genome assembly. NCBI's taxonomy places the organism in Eukaryota, Fungi, Basidiomycota, Exobasidiomycetes, Ceraceosorales, Ceraceosoraceae.
AUGUUGGCCCGAGCAACGCAACGGACUGUUGCCCUAGCCUCGCGUAAGCUGGGCUCUUCUUCUAGCUCCUCAGCCAGCACUUCGACCGGAUGUCACGGUAUCCGCCUCAUAGUUGGAGCUCAACAGCAACAGAGAGGAGGGCUGCUGCAUACAUCCGCGACUGAUGCAGCUGCACCAUCCUCAUCACAGCGAAGCAGUGCUGCAGCGCACGAUGAGCUGCGAGAAAAGCGACCUAGGAGAGCGUACAGCACGAGAGAUGGUCGGGACGCGAGGGAGACAUCUGCUGCUCCGCAAGCUAGUCGAGAUGGUGAGUGUCACAGCCAAGAAAGACGCAGAUUGAACCACUCCUACUGCCCUCUCAUCCAUACUGACGAGUCAAUUUGUCGCCUGCACGACACAUAGAAUGGCUUGCAGGACCUUCUUCGCGAGCUCUCAAUCCAGCACCGACAGCAGAAGCGCUGCAGAGAUGGUUUGAGGGGUCCUUCCCUACGCUGCCUUUGCCAGAGGAAGUAGCUGCGCAAGCGGUGACCCAUGAGAGCUUCGAUCUCACCGGUAGGACUGUCGCGGGGCACAAUAGAAGGCUGAGUUUUCUGGGUGAGUAACGAUGCAGGGCUGCUUUUGCGUACCUUCUCGUCUCAAGAGACUGACAUCCAAUUGAGUCGUUGCAACAGGACGAAGAGCGAUGCAUCUCUACCUCUCGCUCUUCCUUUCUCAGCAAGAGCUUCCCCUUACCCAAUCAGUCGAGUUGCUGCACACAGCAGCUUUGGGCGAGAGGGUUGGAGCAGCGCUGCGCCUUCAAGAGGUCAUGCGAUGGACUGCCGCUCGAGACGGAUCUGAGCUCGAGUCUGGAUUGUGGACCAUCCGUGGUGUGGCCGUAGAAGCGCUUGUGGGUGCAAUUUAUCACCAGCACGUGAGUGAUACUUUGCGCAAAGCGAACAGAGGUGCUGCUGAGAUGCUGACAGCGGUCAAACCCUACUGCCAACUCCAAAGGGUGCUAGCAUCGCUCGCGACUUUUUUCACGCACAUGUGCUGCCCCACCUAGCGAUUUCACCCUCCGCUAGACCGGCCGUCAAGAGCAUACAGGCUGCAUCGAGGGAAGCGCUAGCAUCUUUUACUUCGGUGAUGUCGGCAGCGGGCACAUCGCCGAACAAGUUAGAGGGACAGGAUGGACCUCGGGCCAUUCACAUGGACGCAGCUGAAGCGCCUGCUGAUGUUGCUCUGACAGCAGCUUCGUCAAUGAGCCGGGCUUCGGAGCCGACAACCGCGCAGAGCGACUCAGAGCUAGCUUCCAAGUCUCCUUCAAAUCGUCGCGCUCCACAGAGUCGAGAAGGGCAGCCGAAAGGAGUGGAUCGCAGCUGGGCGCAUGCGCACGCCCACGAUGUUGGAGCUGAUACCGCACUGCUGGCAGGUUGA